UCUUUCAAAUUCAAAAGAGUCUCCAAUGUGAUUUGAUCCAAUUAAUCACCGUUAAUCUUAAUUGUUUACUGUUGAUUUUUCUCCUCUUUUUAAUCACCAUGAGUUUUAAUCCUUUUAUUCCUUCUUUACAUGGAAAUCCCAAUUUCAAUCCAGUUAAAGUGGGGAAAAAAGUACCUGAUGAAUCGAAGGUAACAAAAUUGGAAAACAAGGUGAUAAGAUCAACGUCCAAAUCUCUUCUGAUGUCCAACUCUCGUUAUCCACGGAAAGGGUUACAAUCAGCUCAGAAUGAUGGGAAAGUGUCAAUUCAAAGUGUCGAGGAAGAUAAAGGAAAAGAAAAAGAGAAAGAUAAAGAUAAAGAUAAAGAUGAAGGUGAAGAUGAAAAUGAUGAAGUUUCGCUUAAAGAUCUCGCUUUUGCCCGAUUCAAACAGAAUCAUAAGUUAAUCAAUGAGAUUUUUAGUGACACUGUAGUUCCUGAUUUACGAUCGGUUGUAACAACGGGAAAGAUGACAACUUUAAAGAAUCACGUGCAAGUUUUGAUCAACCAUCAUAAAAGAUUACAAGCCGAAAUCCAGAGUAUUGAAGAUAAACAUGAGGCAAAGAAGAUGAAAUUCUUGAAUCUGUAGACAAAGAAAGUUAAUUUUCUAACAUUGAUUAUGUGUAAAAAUUAUUCCAAGACAAAAUGUAAGAUCAAGAAAAUUUGAGCUUCAUUAAAGGUGAAAAACUGUAA
Molecule: messenger RNA, 727 nt
Organism: Panonychus citri (citrus red mite)
Lineage: Eukaryota; Metazoa; Arthropoda; Arachnida; Trombidiformes; Tetranychidae
Product: SWI/SNF-related matrix-associated actin-dependent regulator of chromatin subfamily E member 1-like
Exons: 1
Coding region: 99-623 (174 amino acids)
Biological process (GO): negative regulation of DNA-templated transcription
Cellular component (GO): SWI/SNF complex
Molecular function (GO): nucleosomal DNA binding; nuclear receptor binding
Source: RefSeq, a predicted model, not a curated record